Messenger RNA from Pollicipes pollicipes, 1576 nucleotides. Its product is annotated as queuosine salvage protein. NCBI's taxonomy places the organism in Eukaryota, Metazoa, Arthropoda, Thecostraca, Pollicipedomorpha, Pollicipedidae. The transcript has 6 exons. The record is from RefSeq and is a predicted model, not a curated record. Bases 49 to 1092 code for a protein of 347 amino acids.
UUUAACCUAUAACCCCUCCCACGGCUUCGCGUGCGCGUGCUGGUUAAAAUGUCGUCAGACUCUUCUAACACCUUAAGCCCGAGAGAAAGCGGGAAGUAUAUAGCAGAACAUGCCGAUCAUGUUACCAUUGAAGAUGCCGGGGUCGAAACUGCGGCCAAACUUGUGCUGGAGGUGGUGACAGCAUCCAGCGAUGGCCGACUGGGGGACCGGUUCCGGGCGCACCCGCUACACCCGCAGACGGCCGACCCGGCCGCCGUCGACUGGCUCUUCUUCGUGACCACGCUGAACUUCAACUUCUGGGCGCCAGUCAGCUCGACCAAGUAUGGCGUGCGCUACGGCGGCGAGCUGUACGACGGCUACUUCUCACUCUGCGCCGCCGUCAACCGGGCUCUCGACGAGGGGGUGCCGCUGACGGACCCGGCCUACUACAGCCAGCUGGAGCUGGGGCAGCUGCGCCAGCUGCUGCGCUCCGACACCGAGACCGAGAUUCCGCUGCUGGAGGAGAGACUGCAGGCCGCCACAGAGGCCGGUAAGGUCCUCGUCGCUAAGUACGGCGGGAGCUUCGCCGGCUGCCUCCGGACGGCGGGCGGCUCGGCCCAGCGGCUGCUGCGCCUCGUCACCGACGAGUUCGUCUCGUACCGCGACCAGGCCGACUACAAAGGCCGCCGAGUGUCCUUCUACAAGCGGGCCCAGCUGCUGAUCGCCGACCUGUGGCUGUGUUUUGACGGCCAAGGCCUCGGGCACUUCGACGACAUCACCUCUCUCACCAUGUUCGCAGACUACAGGAUCCCGCAGGCGCUGGCCUACCUGGGCGCGCUGCGUUACUCGACGCAGCUGACCGAGCUGCUGCAGGCUGAGCACGUGUUCACGUCCGGCGAGCCUAUGGAAGCCGAGAUCCGCGGCUGCAGCAUCGAGGCCGUCGAGCGGGUGACGGCCGCUGCCAGACGGAUGCUGGAGCGCGCCGGGCGGCCGGCCGACCACGCCCGCCUCAACAGCAUCGUGGUGGACAACUUCCUAUGGGGAUACCGGCGCCAGCACGUCAAGGAGACGGACGCCGUGCCCUACCACAAGGUGCGCUGUGUCUACUACUGAGACGGCUCCAGUGGCGGCGCUGUGUCUACUACUGAGACGGCCCCAGGGGCGGCGCUGUGUCUACUACUGAGACGGCCCCAGGGGCGGGCAGGCGGUGUGUAGUGUUACGCAGGCUUGGACCGCCAUGACGGCUACUGGCCUCGAGCUGGAGCUGCUGACCAACGCUGGCGCUGGUGGUGAGAACAGCCGGUAACGCUGGCGCUGGUGGUGAGGACAGCCAGUCGCGGACGUGAUGGAGAUAUUCCAGGCUUGGCUUCCGUCUAGGUGUUACGAUGUAAUUGGGGCUCUAGGAUGAAAGUGGAACGCAUGUCAUGUUCUGAAUCGCCUGUUGCCAUCGGGUCACAGUGGUGCUUUCUGCGCUGUGUGGAUUAUACGACGUGGUGCCGGCGAUUGGUGCGUGGUUUUAGUGCUAGGUUUCCUUCUUUAUGGGAAUCGAUCAGAAAAUGUUUGGUGUUGUCACUGAAUAUAAAUUUCGCUUCACAUA